Lates calcarifer (barramundi perch) is the source of this 7169-nucleotide messenger RNA. RefSeq names its product HMG domain-containing protein 3. The transcript has 21 exons. The record is from RefSeq and is a predicted model, not a curated record. The coding region runs from base 222 to 4061 and encodes 1279 amino acids. NCBI's taxonomy places the organism in Eukaryota, Metazoa, Chordata, Actinopteri, Centropomidae.
AUAGCAACAAACCGCCAUGUUUUUUACAAGUCGACGAGAAACGAAGCUACUUUAUAGACAUUAAUGCAUUGCAAAUCUUUGAUUUAACAUGACGUAUAUACAAAUUUCACCUUUAAUUGACAUCGAUACGAUGUCUCAUUUUUUCGGCGACUUCUAAAGGUUGUUCAGAGCAGUUCGUAGAGCCUCGGGCCAUCGUAGUUGGCCCCAGAUUUUUGCAUAUCAUGGAGAAAGUGGAGGUGUAUGAGGUGGUGAAAGUCACUGAGGAGGUGGAGAGCUGCUACAACCAAAUGGAGGUGACUACCCCAAAAAAGAGGAAGAGCAAAGCUCAAGAAGAUACUGUUGAGAAACCUAAGAAGCCUAGGUCUGCCUACCUGCUAUACUACUUUGAUGUUCACCAGAUUAUGCAACAGGAAAUACCUAAUCUGCCACAGUCAGAGAUCAACAAGCGAAUCAGUGAGAGCUGGAAAAGGCUUAGUGUGGCUGAGAAAGCCUACUACCUGGAGAAGGCCAAGUCUGAGAAGGAGGGCACAGAUACAUCCUCACUCAGCCCCUCCAAAGAUCUACCAGGCUUCCGCAAGAUCCUCCCUCGAGCCAGCUACUUUCUCUUGUCCAAAGGCUGCCCCUCAAAUCAUCAGACAGGAAGCUCUCAGUCAGAGGCGAGUACGGAGUCGCUGGAUCCUGCAGCAGAAGGAGCCGUGCCCUCGGUCUCCCUCACCCAGGAGUCCCAGUUCACACCUCUAGGGUUGGCCGGUGAGGUGGAACUUUCUGAGCAGACCAUGGAUGUUGAAGAUAUAACUGAGGAAACAGUGGUGGCGUCUCAUCCCACGGCCCUCCAACAAAUCCCCCAGCCCUCUCCUUCCUCUGUCUCGUCCAAAGCUACAGACAUUCAGGGCUCUGCUGACCUCACAGCAAAUGGGGUCACACUGAAAGGAAAUGAGACAAGAGUUGUUGGCACUGGUUAUGGCACGGCAAUGGUGCAGCAAAUACAGAGGGAAACUACACAGGUUGUUGCUAUUAUACCCUCCCAGAACCUGCUGGAGCCCAAAUCUUUGGCAGGUGUCAGCUCUGUGGGCCCAGUGAUGAUGGUCUCUGUAGGAGCCAGUGUGGAACAAAGUGCCAAACCUUCAUAUAAAAUGUCUGUGAAGACAUACACCAGGAGAGGUCGAGGGAGGUGUCUGAAUCCCGGAUGUUCAUUUGUGUACGUCACCCGCCACAAGCCACCAACGUGCCCUGAAUGUGGGAGCAGCUUGGGUGGAAAAUGGAUACCUGCUGCCAAGAAGACACAAGAGAAAGAAGCAGCGUCAAAGCAAGUUCCACAGAAAGCUGAAACCAAGCCUAAAGAAAGCUGCCAACCUACACAGCUCCCUGCUCAGGAGGGGAAUGCUGAUGUCGCUAAAACAAACACCACUGGGAGCAAAAAAGAAGGGCGAAAGCAGCGUGCAGUUCCAGGUGGAAAGCCAGCAGAGGGCACCAGCACCAAGCUCCAGGAACAAACAAAACAACUGAAAGACAGUCCUAAAGGUGCCUCAGUCCAAGGUCAAGACAGAAGCAAUGCCACCAUUCAAAAGAGGCCUGUGAGGCCCAUCCUCCCUGCCUACUAUAACACAGGCCGUGCCUUGUUUCAGAUCAUAACUGUCCCACCUGACAAAGGAAAAUUUCAGACUGCAAACAGAUACAAAUCAUCAACUGUGUCCCGAGAGAGUCUCUCAGGUCUCAAACCCAGCACUUUAAAGCAGCUUGGCCAGGCGGUCACAGAAACCACAGCCAAGCAGGAUUCUCCUGUCUCAGCAGAUGGAAGCCAACCUGUGUCUUCACUGACUGAUAGGAGAGUGAAUAUCCUGUCAGUUGUGCCUUUCAAACAGAACACAGUCUCUACCUUUGACUUGGGACUGUCCACAGCAAGAGGCCGGGGUCGGUGUAAAAACCCAUCCUGUGACUACAUGUAUAAGAAUAGGCACAAACCUGCAAUGUGCCCUAAAUGUGGCUGUGAGCUGACCCAGAAGAACACCAAGGGAGCAAAGUCUGGAGCUCUGCUGGAUCCAUACCAGGCCCUGAGUCCUGCUCAGAGGGAUACCCAGCGGCAAAAUACGCUGCAGCUGCUGCGCCGUUCCCUGCAGAUUCCCGAAAACGAGACUGAGCUUCAGGAAACAUUAAACCUCAUCCAGGAGCUCAACAGUCUCCAGAUAAUCUUGGUUCAACCAGGCAAUCAGGAGCCUGAAGACAGUGUAGGGACGGAGACGCUGGUUGAGUCUGGGUGGCCUCAGUUCUACGAAUCAGCAGCCACUCACUGUGGCCUGUGUAACUACCCUCUCUUCAAAGGAGGUCAGAGUACUAUUGCAGGACAGGAGGACUGCUGGCUGCUCACUGAGACACUGAUCCAGACAGCUUCUCUCCAGCUCAAGGUGUGUCUCAACGUUCAGUGUCUGGCUCUGCACAGCUUCACUGACCUGCAUCCAGGUUUGUUCAACAUUGGGAAUAGACUACUGGUGAGUAUUGACCUGUUUUUGAAGAUCAGGGCAAACAUCAAACUGGGUCAAACUCCCUCUCAAGCAGCCAGGACUAUACUGGACCACAUCCCCAAUCACCCUGUCCACGCACUUAGUCCAGAAGAGUUCUCUCAAAUUCAAGAGCAUCUCCUCAGUGGCUACUGGGCCUUUGAGUGCCUGACGGUGCGAGAUUACAACGAUAUGAUCUGUGGCAUUUGCGGUGUUGCUCCUAAGGUGGAGAUUGCACAAAGAUACACAAACAAUGUGCUGGAGCUCAAGAAUGUGGAGUUUACCUGGCCUGAGUUUUCAGUCUCAGAUGAGGUACACGUGGAUGACUUUUGGCUGACCAUGGAGAGUGAGGCUAUUGAGCAGGCAGCUUUCCCCACCGACAUCCCUAUCACACGUGUGGAUGCUUCCAUCAUCGCCCCCUUCAUCCCCCCUCUGAUGAGGAGUCCCACUGUUAUCAACACAGAGAAAGACAAGGCCUUGUCACACACACAGCAGCCAUCAGGGGAUCCGUCAGUUUUGGUGCGUCUCAUUCAUGAUGGUCAGCUGAGACUCGACAAAAUUGAGGAUCACAGUGAAGACGAGCUGAGAACAAUACUGGACGGCUGCAGGGCGACCGUCACCCCAGGUUCUACUAAGAAUGAGCUGCUGGCUUCGCUCAUCUCCUUGUACACACUGGUUCAUAGCGGCCUCUCCACUGCCCCACAGCCUCCUUCACACCUCACUGCUGGCAAGUUGUCCAAGGUCUGCCCCCACAAGGUGGUCUGCGGCUCUAAGUACUUAGUGAGAGGAGAGACGGCUCGAGAUCAUGUCGACCUGCUGCUGUCCUCUCGCUACUGGCCCCCAGUCUAUGUCAGUGAUUGCGCCCGUCAGGUGGCGCUCUGUACAGACAUGCAGUAUCCAGAGCUGGCAACCCAGAUGUGGGGCAGAAACCAAGGCUGCUUCUGUGACCCCUUUGAAAAACCAGAGUUUGUCUCUUGCGCUGAGCUUCAAGACCAGUCGUACAGUGCAGAUCUUUCCUUGGUAGCAGAGAACCAGCAGGUCCAUCCCAUCACCAAAUCUUCUUCUUGCUGGCUGGUUCACCCUCCUGCGGCGAGACAGGCCCCGGAGCCUCCUGCUCCAGAGCACCACUCAAUGUCCCUCUGCAAAGACCUGGAGCCCUACGUCAGCCUGGUCGUUGAGCUGGAGAAAGAGAAGGAGGAGGAGAGUGACGAGGGGGCAGAGCAGAAGGAGCAGGAAAGCAAAGCUGAGAAAGACUCUGCAGAGAAAUCAGAGGACUGUCCCUCGGUGAGCCGUGCACGGUCGCGGCCUGUGGUUUUCAGCAACACAGCCUAUUACUACCUAUACAACCGUCUCGUAGAUUUCCUCACCAGCAGGGACAUCGUGAGCCAGCAAAUCAACCAAGUGGUGAAGGCCUGCCAGCCUGGAGAGGUGGUGAUCAGGGAUGCUCUGUACCGGCUGGGAGUGGCACAGAUCAACACAGAGAAAGUGGAAGAGGAUGAAAGUGGAACUGAUAGGCAGACACAAGAAGGAGGGACAGAGACAUACGAAGUAGUCCUGCCUGAAUAAAAAUGUUGAGGAUGGAUCAACAGGCAGACAGUGUGGAUGGACUGAAUGUAUAGACGGCUGCAUGCAAAGAGAUGAGCGCAGAAAAUAGGAGAGACAGCCAGGAGGGAAAGGAGGUGUCAUAAGGAGAAAUGAAAGUGCAACCAGAAGGGUCCAAAAGAUUUAAGUGCAAAGCCAGAGAACGACUGAGGGAGCAGAAAGCACCAGAGAGUAUUUCACUGUGCACUUCAUCGCUUAUACACUGUUGACAGAUUUUUACUAAAGAGAGGAAAUAAGCUAAAUGUGGGUAAAGUGGGUUAACUUUUGCAGAAGUUACUGCUGCUGAAAUGACUGCUGAGUGGUCAGCAGUGUUGACUGUGAAGAUACUAAUACAGACAUACAACUUAAGAUCACAGGUUACAAGGUCAUUUUUAAACAUAUAUAACAGUGAGUGUGAGAAUAAGUAUAAAUCAGUAUGGUGGCGACUGAAUGUAAAACAUGAUCAUAUCAGAUGACAAAAAGAAUGCAACAAUCUUUUUUGUUUUUACCAGUGUGGUGCCAAGUAUAAAAAGAUGUGAAAGUUUAUGUGAAGGUGAUGUAAACUUGAGUCCUAAAUCUAAGUCAGUGCUUUCCUGUGACUGAAAGAAUGUAAACAACUUAAUAACUUAAUAACUCAGCUACUUCAACUUCAACUACAUGUUAAUAUUUAAGCAUGAAUAGUAUGGUGUAUUUAUUGCCCUUUUAUGUCCGGAGACAUUUCUGCUUUGUGUGUCACACUCUUACCUCCCACCUGCCACUUGUUGCCUUUUGGACUGAUGUUUGCUUUUGAAAAAUGAUGAUAAAAUCUGGUUAUUGUACUGUCUCAUAAUGUGAUGAUGGACCUUAUGGCCUUUUGCUUUAUUUUGUGUCUUCUCAGUGGAGAUCCACUCAAGGAUGCAUUCAGUCAGUUGUCUUAACACGUGUCAACCAAUCAGCAGUCAGCCUUUGAGAAUCAACUUAAGAUAUUUAGUGAACUUGCCAACUUGAAGUACUUUAUAACUAACCUGUCUUUUUGUUGGAAAUGAUCACUAAUGCUUUUGCAAUGCGCUAACAAACCUUUCUCAGAGCAUUGAGGCUGCCGAAGCAGAAAAUUGGUUUCAUUUACUGAAGCCUUAGGGAUGCCUGUGGGUUGGAAGAAAAUAAAGCAGCCAAGUUUUCUUUGUAGAUAAAGAAAAUAUAUAAAUAGCUGGACCAAUGCAGUCCUGUAAAUUAAACUGCUGAUGCAACAAAUAAAUGAAAUGAAUGACUUUGGAUUUCUGGUCUGCUUUACCAAAUGUGAGUCAUUAAGGUAAUUGAAUACAAAUCAUUGUCUAAUAUAUUAUGACUACUGCCUACCAAGGCACUUGCACAAUCACAUGUGGCUAUUAGUAACAUUUAAAAAGUAUGGAGAAGCAACAUUUCUCUGACUGAACUUCACAAUGCAACAACUGUGAGGAGGUUUGUCAUUCAUAUCCUCAUUAAGACUACCCACCAGAAUUACUAUCAUUCCCCAUACCAGUCAUGUGAUAUGAAAAGAGGCUUCAAACAUCAUCGAUGUUAUGGUUAUCUUAAGCGCCAUGGAGCAGAAAAAGCUCCUGAUUGUGUAAAGAACAGGAUAAGCAUGUAGAGAUGCACACUUAAAACAAACAUUUUAUAAUGAUGACCCCAAUUAAUGUGUGUGUGUUUUGUGUGUGUGUGUGUUUUUUCUUUGUGGAUUGUGGAUUUACAGGAAGUGUAUAUAAAGGACUCAGAAGACUUUGACUUCACUAAGUGCUUUUGCUUUGUUUUUUUGUUUUUUAAUAAUUUGCUGAAUAAUAUUUUGCAUGCAAUAUGAUGAAUCACUAUGGGCUAACUACUACUACAACAUGACAAAGCUAUCCAUUUCACUCUGGCCUCAUUUUUUGGCCAGUUGGCAAAUAUAUCUUUAUACUUUCACAACAUGAGGAAGAACUUUGACUUGAGUUGACUCUAUCAGUCUAAUAAAGGUUAAUGACCAACACAGCUAUACAACACACAUUUAUUGUAUAGGAGAAAGGAGAGACAUCAAGACAAAGCUCAGUAAUGUUUGUUUGCACUACUGCUGAGUAUCUGUGGGAAAGAGUACCACAGGGCUCUGGCAGAGCAACAAAGGUACUGUGGUGAUAAUUAUGCUUCAUUCAAACUCAAUAAUAUCUCUGAAAAGAGGUAUUAAAGGUUGUUGUACUUCAGCAAGUCUGGCACCUCAUAAAGUAAAAACAAGGGUCUGUGAGUGGGGAGGAAAAGCAUUUAGACUUUCGGUGGCCUCAGCGACAAGGAUGAAUACUUCCCUACAAAGAUUUCAUAGUUGUGCAAUGUUGACGGAUACUGUGGGAAAUGUUCCAGAGGAAAUGCAGAUUGGACAUUGUCCAGCAGAAAAUAGGAAGUGAGGAGAGAAGGCCACACAGUUUGUAUCAGCACAUUUGUGUACAACAGAGAAAAAUGUAUGUUAGAAAUAUCUGACAUAUACAGUACAUAAUUCUGAGAGUAGAUUAACUUUACAUUGGAAUCUGGAGUUUCAAUGGUAAAGCUUUAUUCAACACCUCUGCGGUUUUUCAGUGAUUUAAUUUGCAGCUUUUGCAUUGAUUGUGUCAUUUGCACAAAAAACACACAUAUAUAUAUGAAAUAUUGAUGUACUACUGUCUACUCUACAACAUUCCAGCGAAAAUAAAGAUAAUUCUUGAUUUACAUCAUGAGAUACAGUAUAUACAUUAUUAGACAUCUCACUCCAUUCAGAUGCAAGCACAUUUGAAAUGCCUAAAGUCAACAAAUUUGCAGUCUGUAUCUCUCACAUAGCUUAUAUGUUAUUCUAAAAUCUUCAUACGGUUGGCAGUGUAGGCUGACGGCUACAUACAGUAUAGACAUCGGAGAAGCUUACAUCCUAACACUUACAUCUAACUUUACAGAAAAUGAGAUGAUUAAGUUGUACCGUGCCAAAAAAAAACAAAAAAACGUUCACAUUGUCAGACAUGAAACAUUGUUCAUCUGAUCCAUCAAGGAUCCACAGUUUUCCCUGCUCAGUUCAGUUGUAUUCCCUGCUCCUAAAUCCCACUGAACACUGGUUAAUGAAUUAGACUGAAGUGGAACAAUCACGUUGCC